UUGGGCAUAAAAAGAAUAAUCUAACCCCCCAAAAUGAAAAAAAUAGAAUAACAGUUGAAUUCAUCAAUGCUUCGUUUACUUGAAUGAACACUGCUGCAGUGGAGCCAUAGGUGGCGAUUUCCCGCUCCACUCUCAUUGAAAUUUCGCUAUUUCUGCUACGUAGAAAUGGCAGACAAAAAAUCUUCAUUUGAAUCCAACAAAGAAAUUCCAGAGCAAGAUUCUGCUGCUCUUUCGCUUUCUGGAUUUAGAAACUCCCUUGAUGAUAUUGUUCAGCAGUUUCAAGGACCCAACCCGUAUAACCAGGAGCAUAAGUUCUGGGAAAGCCAGCCCGUUGGGCAAUUUAAGGAUGUUGGAGACUCGAGUUUGCCUGAGGGCCCGAUUGAGCAGCCAACGCCGUUGUCUGAGGUAAAACAGGAGCCCUACAACCUUCCUGAAUUGUAUGAGUGGACUCUGUGUGAUAUGGAUUCAGAUGAGGUGUGCAAUGAGGUUUACCUUUUGUUGAUGAAUAAUUACGUUGAGGAUGAUGACAACCUAUUCAGGUUCAACUAUACGAAGGAGUUUCUUAGGUGGGGUUUGCGCCCUCCGGGUUUUUACCAGAAUUGGCACAUUGGGGUUCGUGUGAAGGCUUCCAAGAAACUCGUUGCUUUUAUCACUGGUAUUCCGGUGAAAAUGAGUGUGCGUGGUGAGGUUGUUCGAAUGGCUGAGGUCAAUUUUCUGUGUGUGCAUAAGAAGCUCAGGUCUAAGAGGCUUGCUCCUGUGAUGAUCAAGGAAGUGACGAGAAGGAUUCAUUUGGAAAACAUAUGGCAGGCUGCGUACACUGCGGGUGUGCUUCUCCCUACACCUGUCGCCACUUGCCAAUACUGGCAUAGGACGUUAAACCCGAAGAAACUAAUUGAUAUUGGUUUCUCCAGGCUCGGGGAUAGGAUGACAAUGAGCCGAACAAUCAAACUCUACAGAUUGCCAACUUCAACAGCUACCCCUGGCUUGAGAAAGAUGGAGCUCCAAGACGUUCUCUCAGUUACUCGAUUACUGCAAAACUAUUUGAGUCGGUUUGUUGUUGCUCCUACAUUUGAUGAAGAUGAAGUGGAGCACUGGCUUCUUCCACAGGAGAAUGUAGUUGAGAGUUACGUAGUGGAGAGCCCAGAGACUCAUAGAAUAACAGACUUCUUCAGCUUCUAUGCUCUCCCUUCCUCUAUCCUCAACAACCCGAGUUACUCUACUCUCAAGGCAGCUUACUCGUUCUAUAACGUCUCCACAAGGACUCCACUGAUUCAGCUGUUUCAGGAUGCUCUUGUCAUUGCAAAACAAAAGGAUUACGAUGUGUUUAAUGCGCUUGAUGUCAUGGAUAACGAGCCGCUUAUGAAAGAUCUCAAAUUUGGCCAAGGGGAUGGGCAACUGUAUUACUAUCUCUAUAACUAUCGGCUAAGGGAGGCGUUGAAACCAUCAGAACUCGGACUUGUGUUGCUGUGAAUCGCCGGGUUGGCAUUCCUUUUUCAAGAACGCCCAGACAAGUACCUGGCUCACUUUGUUCCCUUUUUGAGAAUUUUCAGUUGAAUGUUAUGUUUGCUUGCUGGCCUCGGCUAUGAUUUUUGGUUGCUCGAUUUUAGGUGCAUUUGAACGAUGUUAUACUUUUUUCUGCUGCAGACAUUUUGCAUAGAUGCAACUUGCGUAGCUAGAAUAUUGUUUCUGCUAACACACCGAUAUUAUGCACAUCUUCUUCUUCAA
This is a messenger RNA of Salvia splendens (bonfire salvia), 1725 nucleotides long. Its product is annotated as glycylpeptide N-tetradecanoyltransferase 1. Gene Ontology annotation, cellular component: cytoplasm. Lineage: Eukaryota; Viridiplantae; Streptophyta; Magnoliopsida; Lamiales; Lamiaceae. The transcript is spliced from 2 exons. The coding region runs from base 166 to 1470 and encodes 434 amino acids. Gene Ontology annotation, biological process: N-terminal peptidyl-glycine N-myristoylation. Gene Ontology annotation, molecular function: glycylpeptide N-tetradecanoyltransferase activity. The record is from RefSeq and is a predicted model, not a curated record.